AUGGCAUCCUGCGCGAUGUCCGCCGCCUGUCCCGUCCUGUUCCCAGCGAAGGCUCAACGGCGCUGUUCCACGAGCCCCGGGGGUCUGGGCCGCAACGCGCCGGAUGUGCAUCCACGAGGGCACUGUAUCCUGGCAUCGCGGCGCCCCAUGUCGUCAUUGAGGUCGCGCACGGCGCGCAGCAAUCAGAUUCGUCGCUUGGUGUGGGUGCGCGCAUCGUCUGGGCCGGGCGGAGACGAGGACGCCGACAACCCCGUCGUCGAUGCCUUCAAGAACCUGACAACGCUCACGCCGAAGCGCGCCGCGAUCCUCGCGCUGGUCGCGCUCGCCGCGCUGCUGGUGCUCCCGCGCGCACUGCUCCUGCUCCUGGUGGGCGUCGAGCGCACGCUGGUGGUCAGCCUGGUGGCCGCGGAGGAGCUGCUCGUGCAGGCCUCGUUCGCGCUCGUGCGGGUCGCGGCGGUCCUCGGCGUGGCCCUCGGCGCCGUCUUCCUGGCCUGGCAGUACCUCUCCGACUCGACGACGGACGCGAAGAAGAAGUGA
Pedinophyceae sp. YPF-701 is the source of this 537-nucleotide messenger RNA. Lineage: Eukaryota; Viridiplantae; Chlorophyta; Pedinophyceae. The record is from the annotation of a GenBank genome assembly.